AUGGCACCUCUCCCACUACCAGGAUUCUCAUCACCCACCAAGUCAUGGCACUCUAAGCCAUAUCCAUUCAUCUCACCAACAAGACCGGAGCUCUCCGCUGCUGGCAAGAACGUUGUUAUCACUGGUGGAGGCACUGGAAUUGGUCAAGCUACUGGCAUUGCCUUUGCCCAAGCUGGCCCUAAAUCCGUCGCCAUUGUCGGUCGGAGACUUGAAUGUCUUGAAACUUCAGCAAAGGAUAUUCAAGCUGCCAACCCCUUGACCCAGGUCCUGUUCGAGACCGGAGAUGUCACUAAACUUGAGUCCAUAAGCACCGCGCUCAAUAACAUCGUUGACAAACUUGGCAAAAUUGACAUUUUCAUUGCCAACGCUGGAAUGUUACCAAAGGCUGGUCCAGUACACGGCUAUGAUGAAGCUCAGUUCCGUCAAGGUCUCGAGAUCAAUGUCAUUGGGGUCUUCAACUCUCUUCAAGCAUUCCUCCCCCUCGCAGCCCAAGGUGCAAAGGUCAUCUACGUCGGCUCUGGCAUAGGUCACUGGGCCCCAAUGGCAGAAGUCCCUGGCGUGUUCAGUUACGCCGCAGCCAAGGCAGCUGCUCUGAAGAUGGUUGACUACUUCGCGUUCGAGAACCCGCACAUCGAUAUCGUCAGCAUUCAACCUGGGAUCAUUGCAACAGGAAUCAAUCCCGAUUUGAGUGUUGGUUUCGAUACAGUGGAGUUGCCAGCUCAUUUUAUGGUAUGGCUUGCGUCAGAGGAAGCUGGGUUCUUGAAGGGCAAGUUCGUCUGGGCGAACUGGGACGCUCAAGAGCUUUUGGCGCGAGCAAAAGAGAUCGAGUCGACUAUGCGCUUCAGAGUCACUUUAAAUGGGGUUCAUAUGUAG
Fusarium verticillioides 7600 is the source of this 873-nucleotide messenger RNA. RefSeq lists its product as hypothetical. Gene Ontology annotation, cellular component: cytosol. The coding region runs from base 1 to 873 and encodes 290 amino acids. The record is from RefSeq and is a predicted model, not a curated record. Gene Ontology annotation, molecular function: oxidoreductase activity. Lineage: Eukaryota; Fungi; Ascomycota; Sordariomycetes; Hypocreales; Nectriaceae. The transcript is spliced from 2 exons.